GCUAUCCGGCGAGAGGAGGAGUCAAAAUGGCCGCCGUCUCGGUCUCCUCAAAGAGGUGCCUCAGCGAGACAGGCGCUUGCUAAUAAGACCCAGUCGCUUUCUUUCUCUUUCGCCGCCCUGUUGUAGCACCGUCACUACCUUCUCCUUUCCUUCCUCAUCUGUUCCUGCUGAUUACUGGUGUAGAGUUUGACCUUUCAUGCAAAGAUGGCGGGUUUGGUGUCUCAGAGUUUGGUGACUUACGUAGAAGAAGAAAAUGUACCUGCUUUGAAGGCACUUCUAGAGAAAUGCAAAGAUGUAGAUGAGCGAAAUGAGAGUGGUCAGACUCCGUUAAUGAUAGCUGCUGAACAAGGCAAUUUAGAAAUUGUCCAAGAAUUAAUAAAGAAAGGUGCCAACUGCAACUUGGAAGAUUCAGAUAACUGGACAGCUCUUAUCUCAGCAGCUAAAGAGGGACAUUUUGCCAUUGUGUCAGAACUACUUAACUGCAAUGUGAACAUGGAACAUCGAGACAUGGGUGGAUGGACAGCUCUUAUGUGGGCCUGUUACAAAGGCCGCACUGAAGUAGCAGAAGUGCUUCUUGAAAGAGGAGCAAACCCAAACACCACUGGACUGCAAUAUAGUGUCUAUCCGAUAAUUUGGGCAGCAGGAAGGGGCCACUCCCGCAUUGUGCAACAACUUCUUCAGUAUGGAGCAAAAGUCAACUGCUCUGACAAGUAUGGCACUACUCCAUUGAUCUGGGCAGCAAGAAAAGGUCACCUGGAAUGUGUGAAGUUUCUGCUGCAUAUGGGAGCAGAUGUUGAUCAAGAAGGAGCAAAUUCUAUGACUGCUCUUAUUGUGGCAGUAAAAGGUGGAUUUACAGAUUCAGUGAAAGAAAUUCUGAAAAGAAACCCAAAUGUGAACUUAACAGAUAAAGAUGGAAACACAGCUUUGAUGAUUGCUGCAAAGGAGGGUCACACAGAAAUAGUACAGGACCUUCUAGAUGCAGGAACAUACGUGAAUAUCCCUGAUAGGAGUGGAGAUACUGUCCUGAUUGGAGCUGUCAGAGGUGGGCAUGUUGAAAUUGUGAGAGCUCUGCUUCAUAAGUAUGCAGAUAUUGACAUUAGAGGUCAGGAUAAUAAAACUGCUUUAUAUUGGGCUGUUGAGAAGGGAAAUGCUACAAUGGUGAGAGAUAUCUUGCAGUGCAAUCCAGACACUGAAAUAUGUACAAAGGAUGGAGAAACACCUCUUAUAAAGGCUACCAAGAUGAGGAACAUUGAAAUAGUUGAGCUUCUGCUUGACAAAGGCGCAAAAGUUUCUGCUGUAGAUAAGAAAGGGGAUACUCCACUUCAUAUUGCUAUUCGUGGAAGAAGCCGAAGGCUUGCAGAGCUGCUUUUAAGAAAUCCUAAAGAUGGCAGGCUGCUUUACAGGCCUAAUAAAGCUGGAGAGACACCUUACAACAUUGACUGUAGCCACCAGAAAAGUAUUUUAACACAGAUAUUUGGUGCUAGACAUUUAUCUCCCACGGAAACUGAUGGAGAUAUGCUGGGCUAUGAUCUCUACAGCAGCGCACUAGCAGAUAUUCUUAGUGAACCGACUAUGCAGCCACCCAUCUGUGUUGGACUUUAUGCCCAAUGGGGAAGUGGGAAAUCAUUUUUGCUCAAGAAACUUGAAGAUGAAAUGAAGACUUUUGCUGGACAGCAGAUUGAACCAUUGUUCCAGUUCUCCUGGCUUAUUGUGUUCCUUACAUUUCUAUUGUGUGGAGGUGUUGGCUUAUUGCUUGCAUUCACUGUAGAUGCCAAACUUGGAAUUGCAGUUUCACUGAGUUUACUGGCACUACUAUACGUAUUCUUUACUGUGAUAUACUUUGGUAGUCGAAGAGAAGGAGAGAACUGGAACUGGGCAUGGGUGCUAAGUACAAGGUUAGCCAGACAUAUUGGCUACAUGGAGUUGCUGCUGAAACUCAUGUUUGUGAACCCACCUGAGCUGCCUGAACAAACUACAAAAGCCUUACCUGUCAGAUUUUUGUUUACCGAUUACAAUAGACUGUCCAGCGUAGGUGGAGAAACUUCCAUGGCUGAGAUGAUUGCCACUCUCUCAGAUGCCUGUGAAAGAGAAUUUGGUUUCUUAGCAACACGCCUUUUUCGAGUCUUCAAGACUGAAGAUACUCAAGGAAAAAAGAAAUGGAAGAAAACUUGUUGCCUGCCAUCCUUCGUUAUCUUCCUCUUCAUUCUGAGCUGCAUUGUGGCGGGGAUUACACUAAUAGCUUAUUUUAAAGUGAACCCUGAAAACAUGACCGUGAAUGCUAUUCUGAUCUCAUUUGUAUGUGUUGUGGGCUUGGGCUUCAUUUUGAAUUGUCGCACAUGGUGGCGCGUGAUGGACUCCGUCUUGAAUUCACAAAGAAAACGGCUCCACAGUGCGGCUUCCAAACUACACAAACUGAAGAGCGAGGGGUUUAUGAAAGUUCUUAAAUGUGAAGUGGAGUUGAUGGCAAAGAUGGCAAAAACCAUUGAUAGUUUUACUCAGAAUCAGACCAGACUUGUAGUGAUUAUUGAUGGAUUGGAUGCAUGUGAACAGGACAAAGUUUUACAGAUGCUUGAUACUGUUCGAGUCCUAUUCUCGAAAGGUCCAUUUAUUGCCAUUUUUGCUAGUGAUCCACACAUCAUUAUAAAGGCAAUAAAUCAGAAUUUGAACAGUGUGCUUCGGGACUCAAAUAUAAAUGGACAUGAUUACAUGAGGAAUAUAGUCCAUUUACCAGUCUUUCUGAACAGCCGUGGACUCAGUAGCGCUAAAAGGAUGAUGGUAGCUGCAACCACAAAUGGAGAUGUUCCAUAUACAGAUGGUUCAGGAUUUCAUGAAGAUGUAGACCGAAGAGUUUCACAGAAUAGUCUCGGAGAUGUGACCAAGCUUGGAAGUAAAACAGCUCUUAACAGACGAGAUACUUACAGGAGAAGACAAAUGCAGCGUACCAUUACACGUCAAAUGUCUUUUGACCUGACUAAACUAUUAGUUACAGAAGACUGGUUCAGUGAUAUUAGUCCACAGACUAUGAGGCGAUUGCUCAAUAUUGUUUCUGUGACAGGACGCUUAUUGAGAGCUAAUCAGAUCAGUUUCAACUGGGAUAGAUUGGCUAGCUGGAUCAACUUGACAGAGCAGUGGCCAUACAGGACAUCAUGGCUUAUAUUAUAUUUGGAAGAAACCGAUGGCGUUGCAGAUCAGUUAACUUUAAAAACAAUCUAUGAGAGGAUUUCAAAGAAUAUUCCAACAACUAAAGAUGUAGAGCCUCUACUUGAGAUUGAUGGGGAUAUUCGAAACUUUGAAGUGUUUUUGUCUUCACGAACUCCAGUUCUUGUAGCACGUGAUGUAAAAACCUUUUUACCAUGUACAGUAAAUCUUGAUCCAAAACUCAGAGAAAUUAUUGCAGAUGUCCGUGCUGCAAGAGACCAAGUUAAUAUUGGGGCAAUCCCAUAUCCCACAUUGCCUUUACAAGAGGCAGCUCCUAGAGCUUCAUCAGUAUUUAGCCAGCCAUCAUCAGCCUGCUCUUCAACACACUCCUUUAAUGGGCCAUUCAAUGGGAAUGUUGUAUCACCACAACCCCACAGCAGUUACUAUAGUGGAAUGACAGGACCUCAGCAUCCAUUCUAUAAUAGGCCAUUCUUUGCCCCAUAUGUUUACAUGCCAAGGUAUUACCCUGGCAAUUCUCAUCUCACCUCACGUCCAUCACUAAAAUCGAGUUUGUCCAGGGAACAGAACAGUGGUCUAGAUAUUAUCAAGGAAGAUGCUGAUGAGUGGGUUCCUUCACCCACAGACCCCUCAAUGCAGUGUAAAACUGGGUUAAACAGACCUAGACAGGGAACAGUGCCGGGUGCUGGGACAGGAGCACCUCAAGUGCCAUUGAGCUCAAUGACUGUUGAUGCAGUCUGUGAGAAGCUGAAACAGAUAGAAGGAUUAGACCAGACUAUGCUAACUCAGUACUCUGCAACCAUUAAAAAGGCAAAUAUCAAUGGCCGUGUGUUAGCACAGUGCAACAUUGAUGAACUUAAGCGAGAGAUGAAUAUGAAUUUUGGUGACUGGCAUCUCUUCAGAAGCGCAGUACUUGAAAUGAGAAAUGCAGAGACCCAAGCUGUUCAUGAGGAUUCUCGAGCAGUGAGUGAACAAGCCAAUGCAAUUCCACAUAAUGACCUUGUUCGCCGUCCUGCGCUGAAUAGUGAAUUGCCUCAUACUGAACUUACUGGUCUACCUGGCCAAGCUCCAUAUGGUCUCAAUUUCAGCUUUGAAGAGCUGAACACCAUUGGUCUAGAAGAAGCCCCUCCACGUCACAGUAACCUGAGCUGGCAGUCUCAAGCCCGCCGAACUCCAAGUCUCUCAAGCCUAAAUUCUCAAGAUUCUAGUAUUGAGAUUUCAAAGCUUACUGAUAAGGUACAGGCAGAAUAUAGAGAUGCAUACAGAGAGUAUAUUGCUCAGAUGUCGCAGUUAGAAGGGGGUGCAAGUUCUAGCACUGUGAGUGGUAGAUCUUCUCCACACAGUUCCGCAGCUUUCUAUAUGGGCCAGAGCACCUCAACAGGCUCCCUUCAGUCGAAUGUGGAACAAGAUAAAGGAAAGGAUGCUGAACAGAAACAAGAUGAGGGAAGGAAGGCCUUCUUGAUUAAGCGGAAUGAUGUUGCAGACUACAGUACAUCAGGCGUAUCUACUAAUGAUGCAUCUCCAUUGGAUCCAAUUACUGAAGAAGAUGAAAAAUCGGAUCAGUCUGGGUCUAAGCUUCUUCCAGGGAAGAAAUCGUCAGAAAGAACCAGCAUUUUCCAGGCUGCAGAUUUAAAGCUGAAGGGAGUAGCUCUUCGCUAUCAGAAGCUUCCAAGUGAUGAAGAUGAAUCUGGAACAGAAGAAUCGGAUAACACUCCCCUCCUCAAGGAAGGUAAAGAUAGAAAAAUAGAAGGGAAAACAGAGAAGCAACCCAAAUCUCCAGAACAUGGAUCAGAGCCCAUUAGAACAUUGAUUAAAGCAAAAGAGUACUUGACAGAUGCACUUUUAGACAAGAAGGAUUCCUCUGAUUCUGGGGUAAGAUCCAGUGAAAGCUCUCCAAACCACUCCCUCCAUAAUGAUGGUGAUGACUCUCAGCUCGAAAAAGCAAAUCUCAUUGAGCUGGAAGAUGAUGCCCGCAAUGGGAAAAGAGGAAUACCCCAUAGCUUGAGUGGCCUUCAAGAUGCCAGCAUAGCACGCAUGUCAAUUUGCUCAGAAGAUAAGAAAAGCCCUUCAGACAGCAGCUUAAUAGCCAGCAGCCCUGAAGAGAACUGGCCAUCGUGCCAGAAAGUCUACAAUCUGAACCGUACCCCCAGCACAGUCACCCUGAAUAAUAACAGUGCGCCAGCCAACAGGCCAAAUCAAAAUUUUGAAGAGGUUGAAAGCAUCCGAGAGCCUUCUCAAAUCAUUCUUCGCCCUGGAUCUAGUUCUAAUUCUGUUGGCGGUCACAACGAUAACAUCAAAGGUGUGGCCCACAAACGCAGCCAGCGUUCAAGUUACGCCAGGCUUUCAAAAGAUGCCUCUGAGCUCCUUACAGUUACUGGCUCUGAUGCUGCAGGCUUUGGAGAAGAAAGAGAGAGUAUUCUUUAAAAGAGAUCCAAGUAAAAAUACAGGCUUCCCGAGUGAUAACGUGUUUUAGUUUGUGCACUUCCACUCUUCUUAAAAAAAAACUUCCUAAUCGGGUUACAAAUCGCUAAUUGUCCUUUGCUAUGACUAUGCCCGUUCAUUUUUUUGUCAUUAUCAUGGAAGAUUAAAUCAAUCUUAAGGUUGCUAGAGUCCCAUUGAUGUCCUGUGGGAAAGAUGUGCAUAAAAUGAGCAAGGUAUCAGAGAAAAUCAAUCAGUGCCCAUUCUCAAAUGCAGCCAGCAUUUAACUCCAAAUUCCUUGUUCUGCAUUUUAAAAAAACCUUGUUUAUUAUGACAGAAAUCACACAGAGACAAAACGACAUUGCUUCUUCUAUGUGGUCCCUGUGAAAUGUGUAUAUAUGGGAGUUCCUGCGCUGGCGCAGUCAGUUUUAGAACUCUCUAGAACGGUGGUUCCCAAACUUUGGUCUUCCGGGUAUUUUGGACUUCAACUCCCAGACAUCCUAGCCAGCUUAACAGCUGUUAGGAAUCAUGGGAGUUGAAGUCUAAAACACUUGGAGAACCAAAGGUUGGGAACCACUACUCUAGAAGCUCUCACGAGAUACAUUUAAGUGGAAGCCCCGCCCGCACGUCUAGUUUUUCCUAUUUCUUUGGAAAAAGAAGGGAAGGAAUGUAUCAUGUCAAGGGAAGUCAAAAGAAUAAAAUAUCUGAUAUCCAGCCCAACGGUGCUCAGCUUAAAUUUUCCACUUCUAUAUGUGACACUUUUAAAAGUAUUGAUGGUGUAACUGCUAGUAGAGAAGGGUUAAAAUGUGGCUCUUGUUAGUUGCUUUGAGCUAUCCUUGGGAAUGCCAUAUUUGUGACAAUGUGGACAAGUGUUGAAAUUAUUCUGUCGUAUUCGAUAGUUGUGGCUGAGAUUUUAAUGUAAUUGAUGGAAGUUUCUGUUCAUCAGUAGUGGUAAUUGCAGUAGCAUUCAAGUAAUUGCAAAAAGCAGCCCUAGUCAUGGUGGUACAUGGGGUCAUUUUAAACUGUGUCUGUUUGUAGUCUUUUGAAUUCAUUUUGAAUAUUUACAGUCUUUCAAAUGGCCUUUGAUUAAUCUGAUUGUGGAAAGCAAAUGGAAUUGGAGGUUGUCAUCACCUCAGUAAAAAUGUACUGUUUGCCAUUGUGUCACUGUGUAGCAGAACGGUACAUAAUUAUGUCAUUUCUAUUUUUAUGUGUCUGUAACGUCAGUAACUUGUACUGCAAAUGAAAUAUGCAUGGUUUUUAAUAUGAUAACUGGAUUGCAUGUAUUGCAGUAGUGAGGAUAAUAAAAUUAAGAGGCACGCUG
This is a messenger RNA of Anolis sagrei ordinatus, 6895 nucleotides long. It is a transcript of the gene KIDINS220, whose product is annotated as kinase D interacting substrate 220. The record is from RefSeq and is a predicted model, not a curated record. Lineage: Eukaryota; Metazoa; Chordata; Lepidosauria; Squamata; Anolidae. Gene Ontology annotation, molecular function: protein kinase regulator activity; PDZ domain binding. Gene Ontology annotation, biological process: nerve growth factor signaling pathway.